AUGGCCUACCCUAUCAGAGGUGGCUCGAUCAAUCGAGGCGGGAUGAGCAAUCGCAUGGAGCAGGACCGAUAUCGCGCGGCAGCUCGUGCCGGUCUUUCUGCUGCAAUUGUCCAGUCCAGAUCAGCAACAAACGGCCAGGUUGACAGAAACAGGAUUGGAGGCCAACGUAACGUCAAAUCAAAACGAUCGACGUCCAUUAAUCGGCCCAGUCAAUCCUCAAACCACAGGCUCAUUUGCGAACAUGAAUCACAACAACUUUGA
Molecule: messenger RNA, 261 nt
Organism: Puccinia triticina
Lineage: Eukaryota; Fungi; Basidiomycota; Pucciniomycetes; Pucciniales; Pucciniaceae
Exons: 4
Coding region: 1-261 (86 amino acids)
Source: RefSeq, a predicted model, not a curated record